Molecule: messenger RNA, 2720 nt
Organism: Psylliodes chrysocephalus
Lineage: Eukaryota; Metazoa; Arthropoda; Insecta; Coleoptera; Chrysomelidae
Source: the annotation of a GenBank genome assembly
CGAAAUCAAUUAGUUUCAGAUUACUAGUGUUAAUAAUAACAAGUAAAUAAUGUUUAAGUUACCAGUAUUUAUAUUUGUUUAUGCCUUUGCCAUAGUGCUGGCUAAACCACAAGAAUCCGCUGUACGGUUAUCUCGGCAUGUUGAUACUUUUACUAACACGAAAGGAAACCUAACAAUACUUUUUCCCAAUAAUACUACAUCAAAUUUGAAUACUACUACUCCAAGCUGGAACGUAACAACACUUCCUCCUUCUAAUACCACAGCAAAAUAUAAUACCACUACUGCAAGCUGGAAUGUAACAACACUUUCUCCUUCAAAUACCACAGCAAACUGGAAUACUACUACUGCAAGCUGGAACGUAACAACUCUUUCUCCUUCUAAUACCACAGCAAACUAUAACACUACUACUUCAAGCUGGAACGUAACAACACUUUCUCCCUCUAAUACUACAGCAAACUAUAACACUACUACUGCAAGCUGGAACGUAACAACACUUUCUCCCUCUAAUACUACAGCAAACUAUAACACUACUACUGCAAGCUGGAACGUAACAACUCUUUCUCCAGUUAAUACUACAGCAAACUUGAACACUACUACUGCAAGCUGGAACGUAACAACACUUUCUCCUUCUAAUACCACAGCAAACUAUAACACUACUACUUCAAGCUGGAACGUAACAACACUUUCUCCCUCUAAUACUACAGCAAACUAUAACACUACUACUGCAAGCUGGAACGUAACAACACUUUCUCCUUCUAAUACUACAGCAAACUAUAACACUUCUACUGCCAGCUGGAACGUAACAACACUUUCUCCUUCUAAUACCACAGCAAACUAUAACACUACUACUGCAAGCUGGAACGUAACAACACUUUCUCCCUCUAAUACUACAGCAAACUAUAACACUACUACUGCAAGCUGGAACGUAACAACUCUUUCUCCAGUUAAUACCACAGCAAACUUGAACACUACUACUGCAAGCUGGAACGUAACAACACUUUCUCCUUCUAAUAACACAGCAAACUAUAACACUACUACUUCAAGCUGGAACGUAACAACACUUUCUCCCUCUAAUACUACAGCAAACUAUAACACUACUACUGCAAGCUGGAACGUAACAACUCUUUCUCCAGUUAAUACCACAGCAAACUUGAACACUACUACUGCAAGCUGGAACGUAACAACACUUUCUCCUUCUAAUACCACAGCAAACUAUAACACUACUACUUCAAGCUGGAACGUAACAACACUUUCUCCCUCUAAUACUACAGCAAACUAUAACACUACUACUGCAAGCUGGAACGUAACAACACUUUCUCCUUCUAAUACUACAGCAAACUAUAACACUUCUACUGCAAGCUGGAACGUAACAACACUUUCUCCUUCUAAUACCACAGCAAACUAUAACACUACUACUGCAAGCUGGAACGUAACAACACUUUCUCCCUCUAAUACUACAGCAAACUAUAACACUACUACUGCAAGCUGGAACGUAACAACACUUUCUCCUUCUAAUACCACAGCAAACUAUAACACUACUACUGCAAGCUGGAACGUAACAACACUUUCUCCCUCUAAUACUACAGCAAACUAUAACACUACUACUGCAAGCUGGAACGUAACAACUCUUUCUCCAGUUAAUACCACAGCAAACUUGAACACUACUACUGCAAGCUGGAACGUAACAACACUUUCUCCUUCUAAUACCACAGCAAACUAUAACACUACUACUUCAAGCUGGAACGUAACAACACUUUCUCCCUCUAAUACUACAGCAAACUAUAACACUACUACUGCAAGCUGGAACGUAACAACACUUUCUCCCUCUAAUACUACAGCAAACUAUAACACUACUACUGCAAGCUGGAACGUAACAACUCUUUCUCCAGUUAAUACCACAGCAAACUUGAACACUACUACUGCAAGCUGGAACGUAACAACACUUUCUCCUUCUAAUACCACAGCAAACUAUAACACUACUACUUCAAGCUGGAACGUAACAACACUUUCUCCCUCUAAUACUACAACAAACUAUAACACUACUACUGCAAGCUGGAACGUAACAACACUUUCUCCCUCUAAUACUACAGCAAACUAUAACACUACUACUGCAAGCUGGAACGUAACAACUCUUUCUCCAGUUAAUACCACAGCAAACUUGAACACUACUACUGCAAGCUGGAACGUAACAACACUUUCUCCUUCUAAUACCACAGCAAACUAUAACACUACUACUUCAAGCUGGAACGUAACAACACUUUCUCCAGUUAAUAUGACAGCAAACCUAAACACUACUACUGCAAGCUGGGGAACGUAAAAACACUUUCUCCUUUUAAUACCACAGCAAAAUAUAAGACUACUACUGCAAGCUGGAACGUAACAACACUUUCUACUUCUAAUACUACAGCAAUCUAUAAUACUACUACUGCAAGCUGGAAUGUAACAACAUUUUCUUCAGUCAACACAACAUCCACCUGGAAUACGACUACUUUUAGCUGGAACGUAACAACAGGUUCUUCUCUUAGUACCACAUCAAACUAAAAUACUACUAUUAGUUCAAGUUGGAAUGUAACAACACGUUUUCAAGAGUUAAUUCCACAGCAUACUUAAACGUUACCAUAUUUUAAUAAUUUAUAGUUAAAAAUAGAUUGACUAUUUACUAUUGUUUUUAAAUUUUUUUUAUAUAUUUAUUUAAAAUUAUUGUUCUUGUUAUUUUUAAU